CUCCUCUCUCACUUUCGUUCCCCUCCGCUGCCUUCGCUUCGGUUUGCUCUCCCUCCCCACCUUGAACCCCCACUUCUCCCCUCCCUCUUCUCUAGGGUUUAGCGGCCGUGCUCGCUCACUUGCUACUCCGGCAGCGGCUUCGGGUGGGCGGGCGGGCGAUGGCCGCGCGGCCGGCCGUCGCGGCGGCGGCGGCGGCGGCGGUGGCGCUGGUGGUGGCCGCCUCCGCGCUGCUGUGCGCCUCGGCGGCAGCGGCAGCGGCGGGCGGGCCCCACAUGGCGGACCUCAGCGUGCUGCUGCCCCCGCGCAUGACCAGGCCCGUCGAGUACCGACUCGUCGGCGGGGACGGCUGCUUCACCUGGUCAUUGGAUCAUCAUGAUAUUAUAUCAGUUAAGCCAGAGUACAACGACAGCAGCAGAUGCUCAACGAGCGCUCGUUUGGCAUCAAUCGCCCCUUACAGUGGCCGCAAGGAGACCUCUGUCUACGCCACUGAUAUUAUUAGUGGAAUCACAAUACACUGCAAAGUUUUCGUCGACAAAAUCUCUCGGAUCAGGAUUUUCCAUCAUUCUGUUAAAAUUGACCUGGAUGAAAUCGCCACAUUGCGUGUUCAUGCCUUUGAUGAUGAAGAAAACGUGUUCUCGACAUUGGUGGGAUUGCAGUUUAUGUGGCAGCUUACCCCGACGACGCUUGAUAACAGUAACCAUCAUCUUGCUCAUAUUCCACUGAAAGAAACACAUUUAAGUGACUGCAGUGGUUUUUGUGUUGAGAUGAAUGCGCGGUUUGAGCUUGAAGAUAGGGAUCUUGGUUCUGAUUUCUUUGUUGUGAAGGGUGUUGGGAUUGGCCAAGAGGUCGUUAGUGCUCAGUUAUUUGAACCACAGUUUGAGCAUGUGAGUGACACGAUCACUUUAACUGUCGCUGAAGCUAUGUCGCUAGAGCCCCCAUCACCCGUCCUUGUAACUCUUGGUGUCUUGGUGAAUUUCAAACUCAAAAUUUUUCGACAAAAGAUUGCCCAAGUGGUUAAUUUACCAUCACAAUACCAUCUUUGGCAUGUGAAGAACUCUUCGGUGGCCCAAGUGGAUAGUUCCUUGGGUGUUGUACAUACUUUGAGUCUGGGAUUUACUGAUGUCGUUGUUGAAGACACAAGAGUUUCUGGCCACCAACAAGUAUCAUCUCUACGUGUUGUUAUUCCACGGACACUCUUCCUCUAUCUAGUUCCUGUCAUGGAUGAUUCUGGUCAUUUUCAUGGGAUAACAAGUAUUCCAUCCUCAGAAGUGUGGUACGUUUUUCCUGGUCAAAAGUAUAUGGUUCUUGCGAAAGCUUUCGCAGAGGGAUUUGAUGCUAGAGAGAUAUUUAUUACAGAGGAAAACAAUCUUAGAUUGGAGAGCAGCACAGUGGAACUUUGGAACUUAUCACAGGUUCCAGAUAACUCUUUAGGUUCCUAUGAAGUGCAAACUUCUAGAUUGCUAUUCCCCAUUUCUCAGGGAGAAGGAUAUUUAGUUGCUGCCUUAACCUACCAAGCAGAGGCAUCUGGAUCAGCAAAGGUUCUCAAGCUGCUGCAAAAAGUUAAUGUAUGCAGUAAAGUGAAGGCAACCUGGGAUGAGGGAACGGAUAACUCCAAUAUUAUUUAUCUACCCUGGGUUCCUGGAGUUUAUCAGGAGGUCGAACUGAUGGCAGUUGGAGGUUGUGGUAAGACGCCGGAGGACUACAAGUUAUUUUCGUCUGAUGAAAGUGUUGUUUCUGUGUCUGAUUCCCAUACUGUGCGUGCUAAAAAGCCUGGUCAAGCUGUCAUCAAAGUAGUUUCUACCUUUGAUUUCCUGAAUUUUGAUGAGAUCAUUAUUGAAGUAUCCUCUCCUUCAGCACUGGCUAUAUUGCCAAUCUUUCCUGUGGAGGUGGCUGUUGGAACACAACUUCAUGCUGCUGUGGCAUUUAAAACAUCUAAUGGACACCCGUACUCGAGAUGUGAUUAUUUUAAUGCUUUUAUAAGGUGGAGUUUACUAUCUGAGAAUCAAACUUUUGAAGUUGUUGAUGCAUCCGAGGCUUUGACUGUUGAGGCCUUAAAGCAUCAUAGUGGUUCUUCGGCACAAUAUGGCAAUCCUUGUGCCUGGAUAUCUCUAAAUGCAUCUGCUGCUGGUCGAGCCACAAUAGUUGCGACGUUUUCCUCCGAGUCUGAUUCCUAUUUUGAGACUUUUAAUGAGCCUAUUUUUCUGAAGGCCACAUCAAAAGUAUCUGCAUAUUAUCCUCUUCUGGUACUCCAAGCAGGAAAUGGAAACCAGUUUGGUGGUUACUGGGUUGACUUAUCUAGAUUACAGAGUGGAAUUCAGAAUAUGGGUAACAACUCUCCCAUGGAGCUGUACUUGGUUCCUGGAUCAACCAUGGAUGUGUUUCUCUUUGGAGGGCCUGAACAGUGGGACAAAGUGGUUGAUUUUGUAGAAACUGUUGAUGUUGUUGGCGCACUAGAAAAUUAUAUCAUUGGCUCUACUGCUGUGCAAAAAAUAUCUAGUGGACUAUACCGAGUUUCUUGCCAAAGCAAAGGGAUCUUUAAACUGUUGUUUUCGCGCGGAAACAUGAUUGGGAAGGAUCAUCCUGUGCCUGCUGUUGCCAAAUCAGAGCUAUCGAUUGUUUGUGACUUACCAUCAGCAGUAACAUUGAUUGCAAAUGAAAAUGAAAACCGGCUUGAUAUUUUGGAAGCGGCAAGUAAAGCUGACCGUAGCCCCAAUAGGCUGCAAGUAUCUCCUGUUGUAAUCUCAAAUGGAAGAAGCAUCCGUCUAGCUGCUGCUGGUGUACAUCAAAAUGGAAGAUUUUUUUCCAAUUCGUCCUCUCUUUGCUUGAGAUGGGAAGUCACUGAAUGUGAGGGACUUGCUUACUUGGAUCAAGACGAAGAUGCUGAAAUGUUAGAACAGUCAUCUUGGGAGAGGUUUCUUGUCCUACACAAUUCGACGGGAAUGUGCACUGCCCGUGCUACAGUCAUUGGCUUUUCUUCCAGAAUUGCUAGCAAAACCCGUGAAGAACACAUGUUUCUUCCAAGUGAACAUGACAAUCUCACAGAUGCUAUUCAGUUGCAGAUUGUUUCUUCGUUAAGAGUCACUCCAGCGUAUGUCUUGUUAGUUUCCCAUCGUGAAGCACAGGAAACCUUAGCUGUCAGUGGUGGCACGUGCUUUCUAGAUGCCUCUACCAAUGACACACAUGUGGUCCAAAUAGUUCAACAUCCAGGGAAGGCCCUAUGUUCCCAGUUGAUUCUUGGUGCUAGAGGCUUAGGCAGUGCUGUCGUGACAAUUCAGGACAUUGGCCUUUCUCCUAGAGUAUCGACUAGUUCUCUGGUUAGAGUUGCAAAUGUUGACUGGAUUCAGAUAUUGUCAGAAGAGCACAUCAGCAUUAUGGAAGGAACCACAAAAGAUUUUCAAAUUUCAGCUGGGACCCAAGAUGGACAAGUCUUCGGAGAUUCUCAGUACAAGUACAUGGGAAUUGAGGUACAUCUUGGUGAUGAAAUUCUGGAUCAUGUUAAUCCAAGCGAGUCGCUGGAUGGACCAAAAUUUUCAGUUAAAGCUGCAAAAACUGGGACAACAUCUCUUUAUGUUAGUACUAAGCAACGCUCUGGGCAAAGAGUUUUGAGUCAGGUUAUAAAUGUGGAAGUGUACAAACCACUGCGAAUACAUCCUGAGUACAUCUACCUCACACCGGGUGCCUCUUUUGUGCUCUCUGUUAAAGGUGGUCCGAAGAUUGGAGUUUCCAUUGAGUACACAAGUUUGAACGUGGGAACGUUGGAAGUUCAAAGUGCUACUGGAAAGCUGUCUGCAAAGACUGUAGGAAACUCUACUGUACGUGCAGCUGUUUUGGCAAAUGGUGGCACCGUCAUUUGUGAAGCUUUUGGAAGAGUUGAAGUGGGUAUCCCAGUGGCUAUGGCAUUGAGUACUCAAAGUGACCGUCUUUGUGUUGGCUGUAGCAUGCCAGUCUACCCUUCCGUGCCUAAGGGGGAUCCAUUUUCCUUCUAUGAAACUUGACUUGAUCAAGGUCUUUAUUCAGAAGGAAAAACCUAUCCAUGGUUAUCCAAUGGAAGUAGCAAUGCUUUUAUCAAUCAUGUGAUUGGAAGAUCUGCAGGGAAAACCAAGAUAUCCAUUUCAGUUACUUGUGAUUUCUCGCUACAUGGCAGUUCUGGAUCUGUAUCUUAUGAUGCCUCCAAGACAAUCCUGGUCGUACCAGAUCCCCCCCUUGCACGUGGACUUCCUAUAACAUGGCUAUUACCACCCUUUUAUACCACCACAGACCUUUUACCUAGAUCCGUUAAUUCAUUUGGAGAACAAGACUCAAAUGGCCUGGAUACUACUAUUGGAUAUUCUCUGUUAAGGAGCAGUGGUAGAAGUGAUCCUGCUAUGCAGAAUGCUAAUGCUAUUGAUGGAAGUAAAAUUAGGACUGGAGAAAGCAAUGCAAUUGAUUGUAUUCAGGCAAAAGAUCACUCAACUGGCAGAACAGAAAUAGCAUCAUGCCUACGAGUUGCUGAGGUUGCACAAGUACGGGUAGCUGCUGCAGAAUCAUCAAUCCAGACAGCCUAUCUUUCUGUAAAUGAUAAAGUUGAACUGGAUGUAAAAUAUGCUGAUGAAUUAGGUUAUACCUUUAGUGAAGCACUUGGAGUAGCACCUGUGAAGAUUGAGACAAACUAUCCUGAUGUUUUGUCAAUUGUCAUGCCCAGAGAUGUCAAUGGUACAUAUGGCGCACAUCAACGUUUUGUGCUACAGGCGAGAAGCCAUGGGACAGCUCUUGUAAGGUUGCACAUCAACCAUCCUUCCAGAAAAUCAGAUUUCAUAAUGGUAUCUGUUGGUGCGCGAAUGUAUCCUAGAGAUGUGGUGAUUCAUUCUGGCCAACACCUGAACUUUACUAUUAUCGGGGACCGCAUGGAUGCGCGUGGACCUGGCCAGUGGUUAAGUACCAAUGAAAAAGUUAUGCAUGUUAAUCAAAUAACUGGUGAAGCACAUGCACGUGGUGAAGGUAUAGCAGAAGUGAUUUUUAAAGGCCCAAAUCUGAAGUUGCGAACAACUGUCAAUGUGCUCAAGGUGAACCAGAUAGUUGUUGAUGCUCCUGCGGAGAUUCUGACGAAUGCUGCUGCCCCACCUGAUGGAUACAAGUUCUCUGUGAAAUUAAGUGAUUCAGCCGGGCAUAGCACAGAGUCCUCUGUGAAUCAGAUAAAUGCCCCAUUUGACUGCAAGGUCGAACCUUCUUUUGUUGGGUUUGUUGAGCCAUGGAGUGACCGUGCUGUGAAGAAAUCAUACUGUGUAUUUCAUCCGUACUCGCCUGCACAGCUGUUGCCUGUUAAGUCGAACCCAAAAGACGGAAUUUUACACAUUUCAGUUCGUGCAAAUCUAAAAGAAGAUUCAAUGGUGACCGGAUCUGCACAUGCACUGUUUGUCAAAGGGUUUUACAUUAAAGAACCUGGAAUGUUAAACUUGACUCCAAGCUGCAACCAUAGCGUCAUCAUUAUUGGAGGGAACACUGAUGUUGAGUUAUUUUGGAGUGCUAAAGAUUUAAUGUCGGUCAGUCUUGUUGACACAAAUGAGAACAUUGGUGGUCCUAGUCAAGUUGUUUACCGGGUUGAAGCACUCAAAAGGCAACCUUUCGCUGACAAGGUCACUAUAAUUCUUCCAGCCACUGGCCAGACUGAAGAAUUAGAAGUUAAUUAUGUUACAGGAGACAGAACAGAGCCAUCGUCGUCGUCAGGCUUAACCACAUUUGGUCUUAUCCUCACAUGCAUCAUCGUGCCAGCAGGUACACUCUGGGUCAUCAUGAAGCUGCUGGAGAAACCGGCCCGACAGGCACCACCACGGCACGCGCCGGCACCAGCAGCGGGGCCUGCCGCUGCGCCUGACCCUGCCUCCCCGGCUAUCGGCGAGUUCUCUCCUCGCACGCCCCAGCCUUUCAUGGAGUACGUGAGGAAGACUGUCGACGACACGCCUUACUACAAGCGUGACGCGAGGAGGCGAUUCAACCCUCAAAAUACGUACUGAGCGCAUGUAAACUGGGCAGUAGAGUCGCUUCUGGCAUGUUUCCCCCUUAGUGUAUGAUUUAGACGGGUAGCCCUGUUAUCCCUGUACUGUAAAAUCCGUGUAUUGUUGAUACUACGCUGUCAAUUUUCGAGUCGUGGCGGCAUCUGUACGAGCAAUGGUUGGUUCUGUUUUUGCUUAGAGCUAUAGAGCUAGAGAGAUCAUUCAACCAAUAGCAGUUCCUCUUUGUAAUAGCUUUGUAAUUGUAAGAGCCUGGGAGCUCUGUAUGUAAAUGGAGUGUCUCUUCCACCUCUCCUAAGCACCA
This is a messenger RNA of Triticum urartu, 6291 nucleotides long. The record is from RefSeq and is a predicted model, not a curated record. Lineage: Eukaryota; Viridiplantae; Streptophyta; Magnoliopsida; Poales; Poaceae.